UCCUCGCACCAAUCUCAUAUGUGCUGAAAAACAAUCUCAACGUUCACAUUAAUUAAAUUUAAGAUUUAUCCUUUGAUUCCUUUAUUAAUAAAAUGUCUUUCAAACUUGUAAAAUUAACUGUUUUUAUUGGUGAUUGUCCAUAGAUUGUGGUGUCACGACUUUAUUUAUGGGCAGUCCCUCAGGUGCACCGCGAAAGAAAAUUUUUGGACUUAGUGCGCCGCAACUCGAAAAAGGUUGCCUUACGCUGCUGUAGAGACUGGUUUAAGUGACAGGUGGGAGGCAAGACUGUGCCUGGACCCCAUGCCUGUGCAGGUGGUCUUGUGGGCUUUCAGUCACAGGCUACAUGGUGGUGUUGCAUUUGUUCAUGGACUUGGUACCCCCUCCUGGAUGCAUUUACUCAUGUGCUGGGUAAAGCUGAAAGAUGAAUUGACUAAGAAAUAUAUUUUUUUUUAUUUUGAUUUGAUACACUUUGUUAAUCCUUGAGGGGAAAUUGUCUUUUUGCAAGACCUUUGGGUGAUGAGAUGGCCAGGCAGCUUGUGUAACAAAAUUAAACAAAAUUAAAAGAUGCCAUUGCAUAUACAGACCGUCUACUUUAUAUCUUUCCCUGUGGGAUUCCACAAACUUCCACACAAUGCUGAGUCCAGCUGACUGGUCACUAUAGCAUGUUUUGGGGGUGCUUUUUUUUUUUGAACACUGUGGAAAUCCAUACUGGUACAUGCAAAAUGUGGGCAGUGGGUGAGCAGGCUCUGUCCAUGGCAUCACUAUGUGGCCCUUCAGCCUGACAGGAGGAGACUCUGGGGUGGCAGUGUCACAGAUCGGGAUUCUCACUAGCUGUGGCUUCUCUUUCAAACCUACAGCCAUGAGCCCCUGGAGCUGCCCACAGGUGAUGCACAGGAGGAGCUAUGCAGAUGGAGGCUACGGAUGGAUUGUGGUGGCCUCAUGUUUUACAGUGACGGGCCUCACAUCAGCCAUGAUCAAGUCUUUUGGGGUUUUCUUCUUCAACUUCCAGGAUUACUUCAAUGAGCUGGCCACCAGUAUCUCUUGGGUCAGCUCUAUUUGUGUGGCUGUCUUUCACCUGGCAAGCCCCAUUGCCAGUGCAUUGAGCAGCUGCCUCUCCCACAGGGCUGUCAUCAUGCUGGGUGGUUUACUGGUAAUGCUGGGAGCCUCACUGGGAUCAUUGGCAUGGAGCCUUAUGUGGAUGUAUGCCACCACUGGGGUGAUACUGGGUCUUGGCAUCUCCCUGGCAUGGGUCCCAGCACAGAGCAUGGUAAACCAGUAUUUCAGUGAGCGGAGGGCUCUGGCUAAUGCCCUGGCCAGCAGUGGUGAGUGUGUGUUCAUCUUCAGCCUCACUCCAGUAUUCCAAUGGUUCCUUACUGUCAUGAGCUGGCGAGGUGCCAUGCUCAUCAUUGCUGGCAUCCAGCUGAACGUGUGUGUGUGUGGCGCCCUCAUGAGGCCCUAUAAACGUGUGGACUCCAGACGUGGCACUAAAGGCCCUCUCCUUGACCUGUCUCUUCUUCGGCUGCCAGAGUUCAUCUGUACUGCCAUGUUUGGGCUCUUUACGGUCUUGGCAUUCUUUGUGCCCUCCAUUUACCUGAUUCCAUUUGCCCAGAGUAAUGGAGUGGAUCAACUGAGUGCCACAUUCCUUGUGUGUUACUGGGCCAUUACCGAUUUUACUGGGCGCCUUAGCUGUGGCUGGUUGGCAAACUUGGCAUUGGUCAAGAACAUCCAUCUGCUGGCGGUGAUGGUGGCUAUCCUGACUGUGGGUUUACUUCUCAUGCCUUCUGUCACCAGCUAUACACCCAUGGUGGCUCUCAGCUGCUUCUGUGGCUUCUUCUUUGGAGCCAUGAUGUCUCUCCUCAUCACCGUCCUCAUUGAUGUUGUUGGAGUCUCUAAAGUGGACAGCGCUCUUGGCAUCUCCAUGUUGCUCAGGGGAUUUGGGUGCCUGUGUGGGCCACCACUUUCUGGUCUCUUGGUGGACGCCACAACAGACUUUGGCAGCAGCUUCUAUCUGAGUGGAGGCAGCCUCUUUAUCUCUUUGGUGUUUCUGCUGUUGGCUGAUUUUUUCAUGAAGAGGAAUCGUCAGAAAUCAUCAGAGAGAACGUUGCCGGCAGAGAACUCGGUGUGAGGGCUAGUGGACUCUGGAUAUAUAAGAAGUGCAUGGGGAAGGCGCCAUAUAAAUAAAUUUUAUUAUUAUUAAGAAGUGCAGGGAUGACUCGGAGUGACUAAAUGUAAAGUACAGUUCCACUUGAAGAACCUGUCAUCAGGUGUUCAGGUUAAAGAUGUGUAGAGGUGCAGUUGUAUUUUUCCCAGCAGGAUGCAGUCUUGAGCUUGUUGGUACCAUUCAGUAGAAAUGCACUUUUAUUUCUAUUUAUGUUAUUCAUGUUAAUUGUAUGUUCUUUAAUUCU
Molecule: messenger RNA, 2405 nt
Organism: Erpetoichthys calabaricus (reedfish)
Lineage: Eukaryota; Metazoa; Chordata; Cladistia; Polypteriformes; Polypteridae
Product: monocarboxylate transporter 7-like
Exons: 4
Coding region: 764-2125 (453 amino acids)
Biological process (GO): transmembrane transport; monocarboxylic acid transport
Molecular function (GO): monocarboxylic acid transmembrane transporter activity
Source: RefSeq, a predicted model, not a curated record